CGAAGUAACAUAUUGAUAAAUUUAUUCCAGUACAUCGUUAGAUACUAAGAGACACGAGUUAUUUUACUACUUCAAAAUGAAAAUCAGGCAUAAAACCAUCAGCAGAAUUGUCUCUACUACAUUAUCUCGUAUUGGAUAUCAUGUCGGUUGCUAUCCUCAAAUAUACGUUGCAGUCACUUUUAUAACGUCGCUCGUUUUAGCAACCGGUCUAUUGCAUAUGCCAUUGCAAAACAAUUUAGAACACUUGUUUAUUUCAUCCAAUGCAAGAAGCAGAAUUGACAGAGCAACUAUUGAAUCUAUUUUUCCAAAGAACGUGUCACAAUGUGAUUUUAGAAGAAUGACAAGGUUAGAAGCAAUUGCAACAAUAAUAGCUACGUCUAGAAACGGAACUUCUGUAUUACAGGAAUCAAUAAUCGAAGAUAUUAUCAAACUUGACGAAAUCAUACAAAAUCUCACUAUCUUUUGGAAUAAUGCAUUCGUCGGUUACAAAGAUUUAUGUUGUAAGACUGAGAGAAAUAUUUGCCACGAAAAUUUUGUUUUGAGUUUAAAAGAAAAGACAAAUGAUAUCAAAGAAGGAACAUACAACAUCAAAUAUCCUGCUGAUAUGACUGGAGAUCAAGUAAUAUUGUCUGCUUUAGAAUUUGGAGGGGUAAGUUUGAAUGAAGAAAAUAUGAUCCGAGAUUCCAACGCAAUUAGGUUGAUGUACGCAUUGGACCGCAGCACGAAAGAAAAGAAAGAAAUGGCACUGAAAUGGGAACAAAUGUGUUUAGAUACUUUGUCAAAAAUUAAUUUGAACGGUACCAAAAUUUCUAAACUACUAAGUCGCUCUGUCGAAGACGAAAUUGGUCGAACAGGCGAAAUAUCAUUGCCUCUUAUUUUCAUUAUGGCUCCAAUUAUGCUGUUAUUUUCAUCAGUUUCUUGCUUGUCAACUGACUCUCUCAGUAGCAAACCUUGGAUGGGUAUUGCAAAUUGCGCAUCACCUUUUUUAGCAACUGUUUCAGCAUUUGGUCUCCUGUGUUACUGCAAAGCGGAUUACGCAGCAGCAAAUGUCAUGAUUUUUUUUCUAAUUUUAGGUGUUGGUGUGGACGAUGGCUUUAUAUUGAUAGCUGCGUGGAGAAGAACUGACGUCAAGGCUUCUAUUCCACACAGAAUGAAAGACGCUUACGCCGAAGCUGCGGUGUCCAUUACGAUUACGUCUCUGACCAAUCUUCUUGCGUUUUGUAUGGGAUUCGUAACACCAUACAAAGGGAUUCAUAUAUUCAGCGCCUACGCAGCUCUAGCAAUCCUGUUUGACUAUAUUUAUCAGUUAUUGUUUUUUGGUGGCCUCAUGGCUUUGGAUGGAUAUAGAGAGAAGUAUAAGCUGCACGCUAUGUUUUGUUGGCCAAUCAAACGAAAUAAUUUUGUUCAAAGGAAUUUAGAAGCAAGAACAAAAGAAAAAAACGAAGAAAAUGUCUUCAUGUUAUUUUUCGGAAAAUAUUUAGGUCAAGUCCUGACAAAUACAAUUAGUAAAGUUGUCGUAAUCGUCAUUUUUAUUAUUUAUCUAACGGGUGCAAUAUAUUGUAUGCAAUUUAUUCAAGAAGGAGACGACGUAACUAAACUCCCUUCAUACACUUCUUACGUACGUGACUAUCUAAAUACAGAAAAUAAGUAUUUUUCUAAUUACAGUCAUCAAGUGCAAAUAGUCAUUAACCAGACAUUAGACUACUCAAAUGUAACUGUCCAAAAUGACAUAGAGGAUCUUCUGCAAAGUUUCGAGUCUGCUCCAUUUAUAUCCGAUUCGUCGACCACAGAAAGUUGGCUAAGAGAAUUUCUGGCAUUCACUAAAUCUCCAGUUGCGAAGUUUUCGCUUUCUGGUUACAAUCUGAGUAAUUCUGAUGACUUUCUGAGUGCAUUUAAAAAUGUAUUCUUGAAAGCUAAAGUAGCAAACAGAUUCAAAAAUGACGUUAUUUUUAAUAAAGAAGGUGAUAAAAUUACUGCUUGCAGAUUCAUCGUUUCAAGUUUGGAUGGAGAAUCUCGAAUUGACGAAAAGUUUUUCUUUGAAAAUGUAAGAAAAAUUGCCGAUAACAGCAAAAUUCCUGUUAUUGCAUACAAUUUUAGAUUUAUGUAUUAUGAACUGUAUAUUAAUGUCCUUUCAAAUUGCUUAAAAGCCAUCUCUUGUGCGGCCUUCAUAGUGAUUUUAGUAUUUAUUUUAUUUACCCCAAACUUAUUCUUUCUUUUCUGUGUUGCCAUGACUCUUAUAUCUAUUCAGGUAGGAUUAAUUGGAUUUAUGUCUUUAUGGAAUAUGAGUGUAAACACUAUGGCUUUAAUAACUUUUGUGAUGUGUACGGGAUUUUGUGUGGAUUACACGGUUCAUACGGCUUACGCGUUUAUCAAUUGUAAAAAGAAGACACCGAAUGAGAAAAUCAAGAGUUGUUUAUAUGCUGCUGGAUACCCGGUGUUACAAGGAUGUAUAUCUACGUUAUUGGGUGUUUCGGUGUUAUACUUCGGUCCUGCGGAAUCGUUUGUCAUAUUUUCUAAAAUUAUAACUUUAAUGGUAAUUUUUGCUUCUUUUCAUAGUCUAAUUUUACUUCCAGUUAUUCUGAGUCUCGUAGAUUCUAUUUCGUGUAAUUUAUUAAAAAUAAAAACGCAUGAAAAUGAAUAUAAUGAAAAUAGUAGAAAGGAGAUUGAAGGUUUGAAUUCUAAAAGCACGUCACGUGUUAACGAAAAUUGAUUAUUUUUUAGAGGUUAAAUUCUAUUUUACUUGUUAAAUAUGAAUUUUGGACAUUACGAAGGAAAUAAUGUAAUUUUCUUAUUUGAUUGUACGCAUUUAUAUUUCGGAAACUACUUCCACAAAACACAAUACUGUUAAAAUCGAUGAUUUGCUUUGCAAUUCAAUAAAGAAUUGUUGAAUUGAUCUAACGACGAUUGUUUGAUUAAUUAACGUUAAUUGAGCCAUUGAAUUUGUAAGGUUCUCUAUUAGG
Messenger RNA from Centruroides sculpturatus (bark scorpion), 2960 nucleotides. RefSeq names its product patched domain-containing protein 3-like. Gene Ontology annotation, cellular component: membrane. The record is from RefSeq and is a predicted model, not a curated record. The coding region runs from base 77 to 2710 and encodes 877 amino acids. Lineage: Eukaryota; Metazoa; Arthropoda; Arachnida; Scorpiones; Buthidae. The transcript has 5 exons.